GGCUCUGGCAGGGCUAGGAUCGGAAUGGCUGCUGCUCUCGGACGAACUGGCUGCUUUUGUCUUUCAGCUGCAACAUGAGGACGCAGGGCUGCUGGCGUUACUAUGGACAGUGAGGGGAGCUCCACAGCCCGCAGGGAUGAAAGGAACAUAACUACAACAAGCUUCAAAUAACUGGGAACAUAGACAGAAGAAUUAACUGGUUCAAGUAUGUGACAAGACUGAACAGCCUAAGAGCGUAUCAGUUACUGGACUAUAUCAUAGCCAAGCCUGGCUCCAUUGCUAGCCCAAAUUCAGAUUGCUUUCAGCACGGUUUGCACUGGUGAGUUCUGCUGUUCCACCCCUGGGGAUCCAGAGACAAAAAAACGAUCAACCAGUCACAAUAAUGCAUUCCCUGGAUGAGCCCCUGGACCUCAAGCUUAGUAUCUCUCGCCUGCAUGGUGUGAGGGAGAAGAGGGGCCAAGAAACACUUAAGCAAGCCAGUCUGCACCCAGAACUAAAGAGGGCUGAUGAUGGCUCUGCAGUUAAAACGCCAACCUCUCCAUCUUCUCCAGCAGCAGGUCUGCUGUCAAGCUCAAAACUACUCGAAAAGGCAGAAUCUCAUUUCUCCUCACUCUCCAUGGUGGAUCUCAGCAUGUCUCCUCCUUCUGCUAUAGACUCCCGUGCCGUGACUCCACUGUCACCUGACAGACAUGCUAAUGGUGAUAUGUCACCCAUGACAAAUGGUUCCCCGACUCUCCGCUACCUUGAUGGUGUCGCCAACUCCUUCCAGUUCUUUCUGCCCCUCAGCUCUGGGAAUGCACUGCGCAUGCCACCCUCUGUCUUUGUAACACCAAACAAAGAGACAAGAGUCUCUGCUGAAGUUCUAAUGGAAAAACAAUUGGUCUGCCAGUGGGCAACAUGCAACCAGCUGUUUGACUCCCUUCAAGACCUAGUGGACCACGUCAACGAUGUCCAUGUGAAGCCUGAGAAGGAUGCAGGGUACUGCUGUCACUGGGAAGGGUGCAGCAGAAGAGGAAGAGGUUUCAAUGCCAGGUACAAAAUGCUGAUUCAUAUAAGGACUCAUACCAAUGAGAAGCCUCACCGCUGCCCCACCUGCAACAAGAGCUUCUCUAGACUAGAAAAUCUGAAAAUCCACAACCGCUCACACACAGGAGAAAAGCCCUAUGUUUGUCCAUAUGAAGGCUGCCAUAAACGCUACUCCAAUUCCAGUGACCGCUUCAAGCAUACCCGUACUCACUAUGUUGACAAACCCUACUACUGCAAGAUGAUGGGGUGCCACAAACGUUAUACAGAUCCCAGUUCUCUCCGCAAGCACAUCAAGGCACAUGGGCACUUUGUUUCCCAGGAGCAGCAGGAAGUAUUGAGUGUACACCAGCCAGUUUCCAAGACCUCCAUUACACCAGAUGUGCCUUACAUCAGUGGAACACAAAUCAUCCUUCCUAACCCGUCAGCCAUCUUUGGAAACCAUGCCUUGCAGGGAUUGGGUACUUCAUUGCCAAUUCCAAUAAGCCCAACCCCUUUGGACCUCAGUGCCCUCAGUGGUACUGGUAUUAGUUCUGGUACCCUGGCAACUCUUCCGAAUACCAUGCUUUCUCUCAGUGGGACUCCUAUCAAUCUAACCAAAACACCAUUGAUGCCAACUCCAUUUUCAACAGGAAGUCUUGGACUUCCUCUUCUUUCUUUGGUUCCUGGCUCCUGCAGCUCCCUGGAAAAACUGGAGGCAGAUCGUACAUCUCAUGCAGGAAUUAAGACCCAAGCAGGCAAAAAUCAGGAGCAACUUGAUCUUAGGAGUAUAUGUGAAAGAACUGAAAAUCGCACGCGAUCAACUGCAGAUAGCAUGUCCCUGCUUCCUGGGGCUGUCUUAGACCUUUCUACUGGGAUAAACUCUCUGUGUGGAUCUGAUUUACUCCCACCUGGAUGGGUGGUGAUUCCUCCAGGGUCAGUGUUUCUAAAACCUGCUGUUGUCAAUUGAAUGCUGCUGCUGCAGGGGAUUCCUGUUGGGAGUAGUUUUGCCCAUUCAUGGAGAUAGGGCAGAAUUUCCACUGGGAAUACUUUUGCCCAUUCACGAAUACAGGGUGGGAUUUCCACUGGGAACACUUUUCUCCAUUCAUGAAGACAGGGCUGAGCAAUGGCUACCAUGACAGUGGUCUUUUUCUUCACUUUAUAGACUUUACACUUUGACGAAAAGGAGGACAGAGACAUAUUCUCUUGACAAACAAGCAAGCAAUAAGUUCAGUGCAAUCAGCAAUCAAAUCCCUUCUCUUCAAGUAAGUGCUGUCCUUUCCUUGUUGCACACACAGCACAUUAUUUCAGAGUCAUUGCACCUUAUUAGAGUGUCUACUCAACCUCAGAGACUUAGCCUAAGUGACAUGAAAAGGCAAUUUCCUUUCAGCAGAUUAAUAGAAGUACAUGGCUGAUUACUGUGGACUGACAUCAGGAUCUGUAAAUGUAAAAUAACUAUUUAAAAAAAAAAUGCAACAUUGUCUUCUUCUGCCAGAGAUAUGCAAAUCUUAGAUAAUUUUCAAAAACAUUCAAACUGUGAGUGAUCAUACCUGAUGGGCUAAGGACAUAAUUCUUUGUUAAACACAGUUUCAGUCAUGCUUGCAUCUAGGUUGUUAAUUAUGUGAAACAAAGUGGUGGUUUAGAGGGACUCCUUUGCAGAUAGGUUACCAUGGGUUUCGGUUUGUGGAAUUUUUGAGAUUUCACACUAUGGGUCUAUAAAGAUGUGAAUACCCACCCUUCUGCAUUUAUUGGGAAGUUCCGCACAUGCAUUCCAUAAAUAUAGCCCUUUAGUCUGUAGCCAUUUAGGUUUGAGGAAGCAGUGUCUGAAUUGCACCAUUCCAGUGGUGGCACUUUUCAUGGUAUUAUAUAUGAUACAGUGCAUAUUGUUGCACUAUAUUAGCUGUCUACAGGCAUCAUCUGGGCUGGGGGUAUGAAGCUGAGAAAAAAGAAAACAAUGUUACAGUAGCAACAACCCAUUUUCUACGAAGGCACUUCACAGGCUAAGGAUACAUGUUGCUAUUUUACUUCAGAGUGAGAACAACAGAUACCCAAUUCAUGGUACCAUAUACACCUACUUAAGGAAAUAUUAUUAAAAGAAUGUCAGCUCUGAUUUAUUGGAAAACUGUCAUAACCUGUUUCCCUAUUUUAAAAAUUAAGCAAGAUAUUCUGAUAAAGUUUCAUUAAGGAAGUCAGGUGUGGAUACCUCAGCAAUUCAAAGAGUUAACUUCUUUAGGCUGACAAAACAUAACAGGGUGUUGUAACAGUAAGACAGCACAACCUUGGAAAGGGGCAUUUCCUUUUCCUCAAGGACAUAUUAUCUCAGUGUUAUUAUUAGUAAGGUGGCAUUGAGGAUAAAGCCUCCUACAUGGAGGUAUGGCUAGGUGUGUCCUGAAAAAAAAAAAGACAUUUUUUUUUCUGUUGUAAUGUUUCCAGGUUUCAACUUUUGAUUUUCUGAACCAGACUCAUUGGUAUUUGCAUUUUGUUCUAGUGGAGGCAGGCACUGUUUUCUGCCUGUAUCCAUAGUGACCUUCUUGCUCCUGUUAUAUCUAUUUGAUGGCUUGAUGUCUGUAAUCAUUCAGUACAGUUCAAAUGCUUGCAAAAUUGAAUUGUGUCCUACAGCUUUGAAAAUGCAUGCAGCUGCAUUUUGUAUCCAAAACUAUAUGGCUUCACCAACUCCCUGUGUUUUCCAUGACAAAAUAAAAUAGUUUUUUUAUCUCAGGCUAUUACAGUAGCAAUUAGGCUGCAAGAGGGUUAUGUAACUUUUUAUUGGCCUGUUGCAUAGUCUCUUACUGCAGUUGUGAAGUCACAUUUAAAGCAACUUUUUUUAAGCACUGACCUUCUUAACUUUAAUUAUUUAUUGAGGUAUA
This is a messenger RNA of Protopterus annectens (West African lungfish), 3869 nucleotides long. It is a transcript of the gene GLIS2, whose product is annotated as GLIS family zinc finger 2. Bases 383 to 1972 code for a protein of 529 amino acids. Gene Ontology annotation, biological process: regulation of transcription by RNA polymerase II; smoothened signaling pathway. Gene Ontology annotation, molecular function: DNA-binding transcription factor activity, RNA polymerase II-specific; RNA polymerase II cis-regulatory region sequence-specific DNA binding. The transcript has 9 exons. NCBI's taxonomy places the organism in Eukaryota, Metazoa, Chordata, Ceratodontiformes, Protopteridae. Gene Ontology annotation, cellular component: nucleus. The record is from RefSeq and is a predicted model, not a curated record.